GCGUGAGACUGAUAUUCUGCUUUCUUCUCACUACGGCACGUUUUCUGGCAUCUGCUGAAAGCAUUUACUUGAAGAGCUGAAGUUGAUCACCUCAAAGGGAUUAAAAGACCAAGACAAACACCAAAAAUAAGAAAAGAAGAAAUUACUUUGCUCGAUUUCCUUGCUCAGCAUCUUUUGUUCUUUGGUACUAAGAUUAAUGUUUCUUUUUCUUUCUUUUUUAAAAAGAAUUUGUUCUUUUUCAAGUGAGAGCUUUACUGGAUGUACUUGAGUGAAUGCUAAGCAGGUAUCCAGCAAGAGAAAAAUCGAUGCAGUCCAAGAAGAAACUUGGUAAAGAAGACUGGAAAUCCACUGUGGAGCUAACAAUUUGGUGGCAUCAUAUGGGAACUCAGAAUCGGUGAGAAGGCAGAACAUCUGUCCACCACUCCACACAUUCCAGCCACAAUGUCGGUGACUCUUAGCAAUGUCUCGUUAAAUGGGACGAGCCACUCAAUUCAAAAUCAUGGAACUAUGGAUGGACCCAGAGGACAAAAAUCUUUGAAUGUUUUUCUUUUCUGUCUGACUUGUAUCAUUACAUUCACAGCCCUCCUGGGUAGCAUCUAUUCAUUGGUGUCUCUGCUGAGAAUGCAGAACAAAAGUACCAUUUCCAUGAUUGUGACUUCAUUGACUGUGGAUGAUCUGAUCAGUGUGGUGCCGAUGACCAUCUUCAUAUUCAAGCAGUGGUUGAAUGAGACGCUUCCCCAAACCUUGUGCACGACUUCAGCGCUGCUGUACUUAUUUCAGGGCUUUUCGAGCAAUCUGAUGGGGUCUCUGGUAGUUUCCUAUAACUUCUACACUCUCAGCAAAAUGGGGAGCAGCCAAAGAGUGACAAAUAGGCCAGUGAGCAUGAUCUGGGCCAUUCUCAUGAUCUGGAUUGUCAGUCUGCUGAUCUGUAUUUUGCCUCUGUGUGGCUGGGGCACCUAUGUCUCCACCUCCUGGGGAUGCCUUACCGACUACACCAGUACUUACAUCUUGUUCCUCUUUGUCAUCUACUCACUUUGUUUCUGUCUCCUUGUUGUGCUCUCCAUCCCUCUAAUAUAUCAGCUGUUGUGCUCAGAUGAGCAGCAACAUCUUUACGAUGAUUAUCAUCAAAUUGCCCGAGGCUACUUCUCUCCUGGGUCGCCUCCAACUGGUAGCCACACACCGUCCCUCUUUCCAGAAGACACUGUGAAUAAAGCCUUGAAGCAUUUCCAAGAGGCUUGUCAGAACUCUGAUCCAAUGGUCAGGCAAAGCUCAGUGGACAGCUGUGGACCGGACCGCUAUGGCUCGCCAAAUGUACCAUGCAACAGUCGAAGCUUCACUGUGGAAUUUGCUCAGAAGCGUUUCUCCCUCAUUUUGGCUCUGACCAAAGUCAUUCUUUGGCUCCCAAUGAUGAUACAAAUGGUUGUCCAACAUACUGUCGGGAUUGAAAACCAUUCCUUUGAGAUCUUCAGUUUUCUGCUAACUUUGCUAGCUGCCACUGUCACCCCAAUGUUUGUUCUGUCAGAACACUGGAGCCAUCUGCCUUGCGGCUGUAUCAUCAACUGUAGAAGGAACAUCUACACUUCAGAAGAAGGCAAGGCCAAAAGAAGAGGCUUUGAAUUCAAUCUGUCAUUUCAACAAGGUUAUGGAAUCUAUAAGAUAUCCCAUGACAACCACCAUAGUGAUGAUGGCAACUCGAUAUCUUACCACAGUUUGCUCAAUUACGAUUGUGAGAAUAUAAAAGAAACUCAAAAGGAUAGCAGCAAAAUCGAGUUCAGCACCAUUUCCUUGGAGGACAGCUCCAUGUGUCAAGAUACUGCCAAGUGCAGAAAAACUGUUGCAACAGACAUGAAACAAGAUCUUGGCAAGGAUAAGAUAAUGGACUGCCUGCUUUCUGACAAAAUAGGAACAUAUAAAAGCGAAGAGGGCAGAAAUCUUGAGAAGAGCACUUUUUUUGAAGGACAAGAAAGAAGGCUUUCUCACGAGGAGGGCCGAAAACCAGAACUCUCAGACUGGGAAUGGUGCAGGAGUAAAUCUGAAAGGACUCCUCGACAGCGCUCAGGAGGUGCCUUAGCAAUUCCUUUGUGUGCAUUUCAAGGGACCGUAUCUCUUCACGCGCCGACAGGAAAAACCCUCUCUUUAUCCACAUAUGAGGUAAGCACAGAAGGGCAGAAAAUAACACCCACAUCAAAGAAAAUUGAGGUGUACCGUUCCAAGAGCGUGGGUCAUGAGCCAAACCCUGAGGAUUCUCCGACAACAUUUGCCGAUACAAAUGUGAAGAUUCAUUUAGAGGUACUUGAAAUAUGUGACAAUGAAGAAGCCAUGGAUACAGUAUCAAUUAUCAGUAAUAUCAGCCAAUCAUCAACCCAAGUCCGAUCUCCAUCCUUGCGUUAUUCACGGAAAGAAAACAGAUUUGUCUCAUGUGAUUUAGGGGAAACAGCUUCCUAUUCACUCUUCAUACCAUCAAACAAUCCUGACAGCGAUAUUAACAUAUCAAUCCCUGAUACUGUGGAAGCUCACCGGCAGAACAGUAAAAAACAACAUAUGGAAAAAGAAGGUUAUCAAGAAGAGAUACAAAUGUUAAACAAAGCAUACAGAAAAAGAGAAGAAGACGGAGGCAGUAGUUAAACAAAAAAACAGUUUAAUCCAGAAGUCUGAUCUGAAUCAUUUUGAUUGCCUUCUGAGUGAAGAUGGCUCACUCUUUUAUUUUGCUUGGACAUUAAAUCAAUAUUAUGAAUACUCAUGCACCAGUAGAAAACAUCACUCCAUUUAUGAAUUUAUGAUCCCAGAUACGAUGUGACAAAUGUGGCGAUCCUCUACAUCAGUGGUCUUCAAUGUUUUUCAAGAGGGGAGCACUUUGGCAAAAACAACAACAACAACAACAACAACAACCCUUGAAUGGGAGAGCCAUUUCCCAUUGUGCUGAUCUCCUCACAGUACUGCCCUUUUCUCAGUGCUGGGAGAGGGCCCUUUCAGAGAGCUGGAACCCUCUCUUAAGGGCUUUAGGAGGAACACACUGGGAAAGGCUACUCUUCCCAGUGCUCUGUGCAUGCUUUCCAAGAUGAUACAGGGGAGCAAGAGGGCCCUGUUUCCCUUAAAGGAGCUCCUGGCAUUGGGCAAAAGCCAGUACUGCACAGUGGGAAUGGUUGCAUAGUGUGAGGGCAGCUGUACAGAGUAUUCAGCUUUGUCUGAAGUUUCACACAGGCCCUGUAAACUAUUUGUCAGCACUUAGGGCUGAGGAGGGGCUCCAGGGGAGCCUUUAGGCCUUUCAGUGAAGAGCACUGCUCUACACAGUUAAGCUUCUUAAAUCCAACUGAAAUCAAUGAGAUCGAAACAGUCUAACUGUGUGCAGGGCUGCAGCCAAAGGUUUUUAAGCAGCUCCAAUGGGGAUAGGGAGGGGAGAAUAUGUUUUUUCUAAAUCAGGGAUUCUCAAAGUUGGGUCCCCAGAUGUUAUUGCACUUCAACUCCCAUAAUCUCCAACCAAAGGCCAGUGGGGCUGGGGAUUAUGGGAGCUGAAGUCCAAUAACAUCUGGAGACCCAAUGUUGAGAAUCCCUGUUCUAAAUGAAUACCUUUUGUUUUGCUUUUCAUCAUUAGGCUAUCUAUCUUUGGAAACGUGGAUCAGCAGGUAGUAUUUUCCCAUCCGAGUAAAAGAUUUCUGCUGUUCUAAGGGUCACGUGAAUAUGUCCCUUUAUUUCUGUGGAGUGUUCUACUUUUCUGCCCUAUACUCAGAUAUGCACAGAAACUCCAGGGAGUGUCUCUGAUAUCCUUGUUUUAGAAACUGUGGGCACAAAUUGAAUGUACACUGGGAUGCAUGUUGAAAUGCAGGUGCUCUCUGUGACUUGUGAUGGGAUGGGAUCCAUAACCAAAUACAGAAGUUGUCCUUUGCUUUCAGUGGGGUGAGAGUUCAGAUGGAUGUUCAGAUCUAGAUCCCCAGAGUUUAUGGGUUAAUCUGUGGCAAGAGCUUGCACAUCAUGUUACCAGGGCUUUUUUUCUCUUUACACAAAGUAAAUCAGAUAGAAUAGGAAUGGAGGGGUUGGCAUCACUGUCCAUGUGAUGGGUCCUGUAUCCGCUGCCACCACUUGUUUUCAAUCAUCUUCUCUGAUCAUAUCUGCUGCCCUUGACAGCAGGGAAGUGCUUUAGGCAUGGGCUGUUACUCCAAUACAGAAAGCUGAAUAUUUUAGAAAUAAAGAUUUAUUGUUUCUCAAAGGAAAAGAAAUAAAACAAAAGAUUGUCCUUUCUGAGAAAUACACAGUUCAAAGUACAACCAGUUACAGUUUACUGUUCUUUAGUCUGAGUCCCUUUCUGCUAGUUUCCUUCUUGGCAGUUAACUUCCAACAUCCUUGGUUCUGAGAUCCAUGGAACUCUCCCUGUCAAUCCCAGUACCAUGAGUACCUCACUCAUUCCCCAGACCAAGCACCUUAUAAAAACAUAAACAAUUCUUAACCUGUCAAUUCUUCACAGUCCACACAAGCAGAAUCAUAUAUGCUUUAGAAAUCAAAUCUGCUGGUGUAUUGCAGCAUCCCUAAUUAUUUUAGAGCUGAUCUGAAAAUUUGUGUAGAAGUCAUUUUGGUGGAAUUUGAGGGUUCAAAAGGGGAGAAAUGAAAUAGUGGGGAAAUUCAGGAGUGAGUGAGAGGUCUUGUGAGGUUUUGAGGGAUGCGUCUUACAGCUCGGUGGUAGCAACAGAAGAUUCCUCCCUCCCUCUCUUCCUUCCCCAUCUUUCUAGUGGGGCCUGGCCUGUUCAGUAGUAAAGCUGGAGGGGCACUUCAGAUUAUUUAAACAGUGGUUUGAAGUAUGCAAUUAAGGGCCAAUUUGGAUAUUCUGGCUCCAUAUGAUUAUGUGGAGCCAAGGACAUGCUGAGGUAUUGGGGAAAGAGCAGUGUGCUUUUGCUUCUCCACACAUGAUGGGUCACCACUCACAGUUUGUCGGAACCAGUCUGUAGUGCCAUUCCAAGGGGGCUUCUGGGAAAUAAUUGUGGUUGCUAGUGGGCUGAGAGAUUCAUGAGAAUGGAAAUGUUAACAGUUCUAAAACAGUAGGACACAUAUGUUGGUUUCACAACACAAAAGAACACCAUUCAAAUGUAAUAUGUCAUCAUAAUAUCAUUAAAUCUGGUAGCCAAAAUUUAAGGAUCCACAUUUUGUAAAUAUGGUGACUUUCAUGUUGAUAUAAUUGUUGUGCAUUUCAUUGAACCAUAUUACUGGCUGGCCCCUGUUCCAAAUUUUACAAUUGUUGACAUUGAUAAGCCAAUCUAAAUGUUGCAGUUUACCCAGGGCUCUCCACAUAUUGGCCUCUUUCACACAGUCAUUUGAAUCUAGAUUUAAUGAGGGUUGCCAACAUUUAUGUGAUUGUGUGAACCCAUGCCAAGCUGGGAAUCUUGGGCUAUACAUUACUUUGGCAAGGGUUCACACAAUCAUGUCAAUGUUAGUAACCCACAUUAAACCUAGAUUCGAACAACUGUGUGAACCAGUCCAUUUACAGAUAUCAGAAAUGGAACAUUUUGUCAGUUCAGCAAAGAAGCAAACAAGAGCUAAUUGUAUGAUGCAUAAUUUCAUUGAACACAAAGCAAGACCAUUGGAUGCUGGGUAGCAUCCAGUUGUGCCCAAUGUUUUUAAUAUGAUCCUCCUAAAUUAACUGGUGCAUCACCCUCAUAUUCCUUCAUUGAAGUGAAUGGGGAAAUCACUGCAGGCUGGGUUGCUCUGCAAGGGAAUCUCUGCAUCCCUGUGUCUGCACUUGCUGUGCACAAUUCCUAGAGAUUACAUGCCAUCUGAUAUCUGGGCAGAUUUAAAAUACUGAAAAGCAAUGUUGUUCCUGAACAUUUUAUUAGGGGAAGCAUCGAUGUGUUCUGACCAUAGUUAGGAUGAACCUUUUUUUCACAGCUCAUAUUAAGAAGUGAAUUCCCUAUCCUGCCUAUGCUAAGGUGUCCUAUUCUUCUUCCUAACUCAUGAGAACUGAAGAUCCAGCCAUAUGGCUUCCAUGAACUAGUAUUAAGUCCUGACUCAUAAUCUGGGAAUCAUUACUAUAGUAAAUCUUGACAUUUUCCAAUUACAAUUUUCACACAUUUGGGGGAAUUGUUGACAGCUUGGGGUUUGUUGAAUCACAUUGGACCAGUUUAGUCAACUUAAUGGGGAUCCCAUAAGGCAGUGACUGCAAAAGUGAUCACCUGCUGGGAAAUAUCUAGUUGCCUGAAUCAACAAAUCCUGAAUCUGGUCAUGUUCUUAUGAUGGCAACAGCACAGGUGCAGGUGGCUGGCUGUGAUUCAUUUGUACUCUAUUUUUAAUCUGUGCUGAAACCAUCAGUCUCUUAAUCAUGGUGAUUAAUUUACUUUCCCGUCUCUUGGGAUUUUCACGAACACAUAAGGGGUUUUUCAAUUAAGCCAUUUUAAACCCUUCAAAUUAUUGAUUCAGAAGAUUCAGAAGACUUUUUGUCCCUGAUUUACUGGAGCGGUUCUUUGCAUAAAUGUCACAAACUCAAGGGACUCAAUACAGAGAUCAUUUUGGCUGUGUGUGAAAAAUGGGAUGGAGCCAGUAAUCCCAAUACUGGAGUCUUCAGUGCCCUCAGCUGCUGCCACUUUUGCUUCUACUUACCAACUGGGCUUAUGGCCUACCUUCCAUUAAUGCCUCAAGGGCUUAAGAUACUCCACAAUCUUUAAAAGCCGAAAUUUCUAACAUACUAAUUGAAAGCAAUAUGUCAUUGAAACUAUUAAAAUUCUGUUUCCCAGUUUAUCCCCGGCUUCUGAAUGCUAGGUAAAUAAUCCUUGCAUUCCAGUCUUUUCCAAAUGUUCUGUUCCUUGCGUGUGAUUGUGAUUGUUGGUGCUUGUGGGGGCAGUCAAGAGGACUACAGUCUCUAGGGCCACAUUCGGAUGUAAUGCGAAACCGGAGGUAAACAAGGCAGAGGUUGGAACUCUGUUACAUCUGAAUGCGUGCAACCACUGUUUCACGGCAAAAGUGGCUGUGGUUUGCCUUGCCAAACUCCAAUUUGAACCUUUAGUUUACAGAAAGGUUCACUGCCAAAACUAGAGGUUUGGCUGCCGCAGCAUUAUGCCUGAAUGAGGAUGCUGCCACAACUGCAGUUCAGUGCUGUUUCUGGAACCACAAUCAUAGAGACAGCGGCACAAACCUGCCCGGGAUUGCAUCCACUCCAUGCCUGCGGUGCUUCUUGCUGACAGCCUCUCUGAGCACUUGCGCCACCCCUCCUGCCUCCAGUCCAAAAAAGCAGUUGCCUGGCAACAGGUACGCCACCACAUCCCAGCCCAAGCUUGUCAGUCCGUCAACUGGCAAAGUCACACCAGGGCAAGCCCUCUUCCCAUUCUCUCCCUUGUCCCCCUUCCCACCCCCAGCAAUCAGGAGAGAAAGGGGAAAGGAUGACAGGACGGGCACUAAGUACUUUGCUCCCCAAUAAUGAAACAACAAAGAUGUAUGUACACAAGCGCUCCAGGUGGCAACAUUAGCAGGGCACCCCAUUAGAGCAUAGGGAUAGGAAUGUAUGGCUGGGCGGGGAUACCCAGGGUUGGGUUUAAUGGAUUAUUGAAUGGCUAAGGUCUACUUUUUUGUGCAAUUAUGUUGGGGAAUGACAUCCUCUUCUCCCAUGGACCACUCUCUCACAAGAUGGUCAGGCCAUGGGGGCCACACAGCAGAUGCCAGCCAGCCAGGUUGCUCUAUACAGGAAAGCCAUGGGGACGGGUACCCUAGUAACUGUUCUCCCUGUAUUGGAGACUGCUGCCAAGAAGCUGUCGAAGCGUGCCCUCUGUCAGCCCAUUUGGACAUGUCCACCCUUGCUUGUGACCCCAAAUGGCGGCCCUGCUCUCCUGGGGUUGGUGGAAACCGGGGCUUCCUUCUCCUACAAUUCCCCAUGGUGUCAGAUCUGCAUACAAUGCAACAAUGGUCUGAACCUGGGCAUUUUGAAUGAGAGUGAAGAUCUGUCCCUGCACCCAGUAUAAGGAUUCCCAUGCAAGGAUUCCCAGGGAGGAGGGGGUUGCAGUGUAAAAGUUCUAUCACUAACCGGCAGGAGGGGUGCUUUAUAGAGUUUACUCAACUCAUGAGCAUGCAGUCUGACAGAAGUUUUAUACCCUCAGGACUUCCCCAGUAGACUGGCCCUCUCAUGGGAGUGCAAGUCCGCAGGCAGCAAGCCACCAGGGGUGCAGGAGUGUGGCUUGGUCUGCAUUGACUGCUUUGCCACUCAGUGGAGGGCUCCAUAAGCGGGUAACCCACUUGAGAGCAACCGGGCUCGCCUGCCAGCCCGGUGGUUCUCACGGUCACCAGAAAGCGGGAGCCUAGCGUGAGAAUCGCCUCAGGGUUUAACACAAACUGUUAUUUGUCAUUAAAUCUGGGUCAGACAGAGGUUCUGUUGCUCAGAUGAAGGGAUGGCCUUAUUGUGGUUUACUUGUUCUGGAUGAGAUUGCACUCCCUUAAAGGAUCAGUUAUGCAGUCUGGGAGCACUCCUGGAUCGAGCAUUGCUGCUAGAUGAUCAGGUGUCAGCUGUGGCCAGAGGGGCAUUUGCUGAACUCUGGCUAGUGAGACAGUCUAGACUCUCAUCUGAGACUAGUGUAACACACUCUACAUGGGGCUUCCCCUGAAGACACGUCAGAAACUGCAACUGGUUCAGAAUACAGCUGUGAGACUGCUGCAGGGUGUUAGGCACAUGGAGCACAAAACAUCUGUGCUUUGUCAGCUGCAUUGUUUAUCAGUAAAUUUCUGGAUGCAAUUCAAGGUGCAGAUUCUUACCUUUAAAACCCCAGAAGGCACUUGAGGAACCGCCUUCUCCUGCAUAAAUCUGCCUGAGCCAUUUGAUCGGGCAGGGAGGCAACUCUUGCAUUCCUCAGUGAGGCUGGCAGUAUUGCAGGAGCGUGCCUUCUCAGUGGUUGCCCCCAUUUUAUGGAACCUGCUGCCCCAGGAUGUACAUUUGGCCCCAUCACUAGACAUUACCAAACAGUAUUUCAGCAGAAGCUGAAGAUCACCUUCUUUUUUCAGGACUUUUAAAUUCACUCUUGCUCUGUCUCUAAAUCACUAUUUUUUUUCUUGCAAAUAAUACAAAACAUACAGAGACUUUACAAAUAACAAAUAUUUACCUAUAAAUAAGCCUUAACAUCUGUAUUCCAAUAAGAAAUCUUUCUUGUCCAUCCAUAUAUUUUAAAACUCAUAAGUUUAAAGUAGUAUUAUACAUUUGAAUGUGUAUUUCAUAAACCCAAAAUUACCUUAGGGAAAUUUUUGUUGAUAUUGUCAGUUCCAAUAUCAAAUACAAUUAUUCAAACAUAAGAUGAACUUGGUGGCCAACAUGAUGGGUUGCUCUCUGUCAAUGAUAUAGUCCCACUGGAACUGCUGCAGGAUGGCUUAAAACAGUUUCCAGACAGCAACACAGCAUGUCUUCCACUGGAAAUAACAGGAGGCACUCUCUGAUAAUGCCAGAAGCAGUUUUUAGGCAUACUGUAGCACCCCUAAGAGCUGGCCUUAGGGAUGGACAAGCCAGGCAGUUGUCCAUGGUGCCUACCUGAAGGGGGCACCACCAAGCUGAGCUUAGAAGUUCAGUUUGUUGAGUGUACUGUCUGCAGUGAGCUAAGAAGUGUCUCUACUCUUUUAUUUAGAGUUCUACAGGUUAUUUGUAUACUAACUACAAAAAUGAACUUAUGUUAAUUAGCUUGGGGGUGCCAAAGGCACUCCUCACCCAGGACACUAUUGACCCUAAGGUUAGCCCUGACCAUGGUUUAAUCAGGGUUUAGUGUUAUGUCUGAACCUAGUCAGUGUGUCUGCAGAGGUACGCAAGAAAUAAAGGAUAGCAUUUUAUAGUGGGAAUAAAUGGGGAGCGAAAUAUUAUCCACAACUGAUGGAUAGAACUCUUGGGAGAAAUUUUGCUAGACUUCUCCAAAGCUGAAACCUCCAGUUAUUCCUCAGAAUUUUGCUUUAGGCUAAACUUGGUUUUAUGUUAGGGAUGCAUGGACCCUAGCCUUGGAAAAACAUACUCCUCUUCCAUUGAAAUUUUGCAGAUGUUUCUUCCAAAUCAGAACCUCCACAUUCAACUUGAGAUUUUAUUUUGGUGAAGACUUGGUGACAAUGAGGGACAUGCUGAAACUCCAAAUGCUGAACAGCUUCACAGGAUCAUCUGGAAGUCAAUAAGAUGUCUGAGAGAGGGAAUCAGAGGUGUGCACACUCCUAGUGGGUGUAUCAUCUGAAGCUGCCGAUGCGCCCAGUUACCGACUUCUGUCUGAAAUUCAACCGAUUUUAGCUCAAUUCAGACAUUAUGCUGUAUGAGUGAACAGAUGUCUGUGCAUAGAUACAUGUGUUUGUAUGAAUGACUGUACCUAUGUUCAUUUUAAAAGUGAACCUGGAUACAGGCCCUUCAAAUGCAUGGUACAGAUGGAAAGUGUACCUCUGUACUUGCGUUCAGCAUAACAUGUGCAUGAUUGUACCUGUGUACAGAUCUGUAUGUCUGUACACUCAUUGUAUGAGUGUGCUGAACAUAACAUGUAAAUGGGCCUUUAGUCAAGCCAACUUCAAACUUUGGUAUCAGAAGUCAACAGACUCUUGGGAGAAGCGGGAUGAGAACAAGACUUGGGCAGCUUCAGACAUCAUGCCCACCAGGAACAUGUGCACCGCAGACAACUCCAGUUCCCUCUCCCAGACUUCUUACCAACUUCUAACUGAUCUUUGAAGCCAGAGUGCCAUUUGUCUUGUUGGAACCGUUUCCCUCAAAAUCCUUGGGAUGUUUCUUCCCAACGCAAGCCUCCAAAUUAAUACUAAAAUGUCACUUCAGGCAAAAUUCAGUGGCAUCUCCACUCCUCAUAGAUGCAGCAGAUGGUUUGCCAGCAAAGACAAUGUCAUGAGCAAGGAAGUAUUUCUGAAUGAUGAAGUGGCCACGAGGCUGUAGAAGAAUGUUUGGGGCCCAAGGCACCAGAUAUACUUCAGAUGUUAUCUCUGCUUUUAGAAGCCUGUUCCACCAUUGAUUUUUUUAAAAAAGAGAGUUCAAUAUUUUGUGUAGGAAACCAUUAUACAAAUGAUAUUUUAAUGCUAAUUCAUUGUGUUUAUCUGGAGAUAGACUUAGGAGCAUUCAUAUAUGACAUAAAAGCCAUCCUCAAUUUGAACUAAUUGUAAAGUACUGUACUGCUGUUGUUCGAUGGAAAGUGAAUAAAUUUCCUUUAUGCCACUUG
Molecule: messenger RNA, 11132 nt
Organism: Hemicordylus capensis (graceful crag lizard)
Lineage: Eukaryota; Metazoa; Chordata; Lepidosauria; Squamata; Cordylidae
Gene: GPR149
Product: G protein-coupled receptor 149
Exons: 4
Coding region: 442-2625 (727 amino acids)
Biological process (GO): neuropeptide signaling pathway
Cellular component (GO): membrane; neuron projection
Molecular function (GO): G protein-coupled receptor activity; neuropeptide binding
Source: RefSeq, a predicted model, not a curated record